Molecule: messenger RNA, 1058 nt
Organism: Drosophila ananassae
Lineage: Eukaryota; Metazoa; Arthropoda; Insecta; Diptera; Drosophilidae
Gene: Gr9a
Product: putative gustatory receptor 9a
Exons: 3
Coding region: 1-1041 (346 amino acids)
Biological process (GO): sensory perception of taste
Cellular component (GO): membrane
Source: RefSeq, a predicted model, not a curated record
AUGUCCUGGUGGCUAGAACACUGUCUCUGGGGCUACUUUCAGCUCCUAGGCUUGGCCUGCGGCUGGAAUGGCAACCGCCUGGGUCGCCUCUUCGGAAGCUGCUUCCUCCUGAUGGUGAUGACUGAACUGGCCAACCAGAUACGAAAAUUCGUUCGUGGCAAAGAAACUUAUGGAAAGGUAUUAGCCUUCUACUUCGUACAAAGCAUUCAAAGCAUCAGUGUAGCAUACAGGGUGCUCCACUUGGGCAUAGCCUUUGGGGCGAUGGUCGAGUGCCGACGAAGUUGUCGUCUCUUGGAGGAGCUGCCGGCAGUGCGGUCCAGCCGCUUUUUCUACAGACAGUUCGGCCUGGAAAUCCUGCUGAUCUUCUACAUCCUUCUUGUGAGCUACUUGUCCGCGGCGUGGAGUGGAAUGUACUUAGAGAACCUCCGGUACGCCUAUAGCACCCAAGCGGUUCGAGGCCGCUAUCUGCAAAUGCAGCUUCUGGUUGAGCGCCUAGACUACCAGAUGGACCUUCUGCUGGUCAAGGCUCAGAAAGGCGACCUGGUAGAUUAUCAGGUCCUGAGGGCCGAGUACGCCCGCCUGGCCAGGCUAUCGCGGAGUGUCACCCAGCUCUACGGCUUCUCCUUGCUCCUCCUGAAUGUCUUGUGCACCGGCGACUGUCUCAUUGUGUGCAACGUCUACUUUAUGGGCGACUAUCUGGAGCAGAUGCCCGGAAACUGGCUUCUUUUUGCCAUGGCCAGUUACGUGGUCCUACCCACUAUCUACAAGCUAUCAACUUUGUGUGCCGCCUGCCACCGAUGUGUGGGAAAGUCAAAACUCCUGCAUAUUCUGCUCAAGGAUCGAUCAGGACACACGCAUAACGAGAGAGUCCAGAUCGAGGAGUUUGCCAUGCAGAUCAUGCAGGAUCCCAUAGAGUUCGAAAUAUGUGGUAUCUACCACCUGAAUCUCCAGACCUUGGCCGGGGUAUUCUUCUUCAUGCUAGAGGCCCUGGUCAUUUUCAUGCAGUUCGUGUCCCUUAUCAAGCCGGCAACUAACGGCUAAUAAAUCAAAUAUCAGGU